AGGAGCGCACGGCGACACUGGGGGCGCCUGUCGACUAUGAAGUAGAACGCAGCUGGGCAUGUACUUCCUCAUGAUCAUGGACUUUUGCAGAACCAUCAUGAUCUUGGGGAAUGGAAUCCGGCCGACAUCUCGCUGUUCGUUCGCGUGGCUGCGCCGUACAAGGGCUCGAUGAAGAGCAUCGGCCUCCUCUUCGUGUGCGACCACAUUCUCAAUUACCUGAUGCUCUUCCGAGAGGGUACCACUCUCUUUGACGACGAGCAUUUCGACAGACUCGCUGUCUUCUUCUCCCGUUUCGGCGCGAUGUUUUACUCUCACAAAUCACCCGACGACACUACUGUCUACCAUCCGUCAAUCCUCCUCUCAUACGCGAAACUAGCCGAUAGCUUCGACGACCCUAUCGAAAACAUUUGGCAGGGUUUUGCCUGGCUUUCCAAGCUACGUCGCUGCUGCGCGCCGGAAUGCCCCGAGACGUUUGCCUCCUUCCAGCGAACGUUCCCUCGAUGCGCUGGCUGCGGCGUCCCGCGCUACUGCUCGCGCAAUUGCCAGAAACGCGCCUGGAAGCACAUCACAUUCCCGCACAAGGACGUUUGUGCGAAGCUGCGCACCCUCCGGGAGAGGACGAACCUCGGGCUGAAGGACCGCUUUCUGAGUGAAAGCGAGCGCCAGCCAUUCGUCGACGCAUGCAGAGCAGACAAAGAGCUCCCUGCGCUGGCUGAGGAGUGCGGGAGCCAUUUGUGGGAUAUGAUGAAGGGGCGUGAUGGCUCUGUGCCGGAGGCUUUUGGGGCGUUCCAGGCACGGCUGGCGACCAGAGGCGAUUCAACACUACUACGAAGUGACCCGUUCUCCCAUUCAAGUCAGCAUCGCGCGUGCACGGUGCCACUGAGGAUUGAUCGCUGGAGUAUUCCGGCGAUGUGUGUAUGUACCUUCCGUGUGUACUCACUAACUUUCGUUUGCUGACAGAUGAUCGUUUCUUGGAUUUGGCUUCACUCGCAGGUCCGAAGUUACGUGUCACCAUACUUACUCGCUCGAACUGUUUUCACGCAGUAGGUACUGUGGCUUAGGCUCGGGCUCGUAAAUCAUGAACUGUUGUUUUCUCCUGCUAGAAUUCGCCAGAUGGUAUACUUAGUAUCGCGGGGGAACGUCGCGUACAGUCACGGUCACCGACAAACAGAG
This is a messenger RNA of Fomitopsis serialis, 1173 nucleotides long. RefSeq lists its product as uncharacterized. NCBI's taxonomy places the organism in Eukaryota, Fungi, Basidiomycota, Agaricomycetes, Polyporales, Fomitopsidaceae. The transcript has a single exon. The coding region runs from base 169 to 957 and encodes 262 amino acids. The record is from RefSeq and is a predicted model, not a curated record.